Molecule: messenger RNA, 1780 nt
Organism: Drosophila rhopaloa
Lineage: Eukaryota; Metazoa; Arthropoda; Insecta; Diptera; Drosophilidae
Exons: 2
Coding region: 49-1638 (529 amino acids)
Source: RefSeq, a predicted model, not a curated record
CAUAUACGGACCUUCACUCUGGGUUUGGUGAGGCUGAAGGGCGUAGCCAUGCUGAUUUACUGCCUGUGGACAACUCUCCCGUGGAUUGUCCUAAGCCAGACGUACUACAUGAGCUUUGUUUUCAACAACUACGGGCCCUCCAGAAUAAAUGCACCCCAACUUGGAUUCAACGGCACACCAAAUAACGAAUUACAGGGAGGAACUCCGGGGGUUAGUUCGUUAGAGCAUUCAAACGAGGGAGAAACUCUUGAGGUCAGUUCGUUGGAGCAUUCAGGGGAAUCCAAACAUAACCCAGUCAGUAAAAAGAAACACGGCGAUAAGGAUACUCUUGAACUGGCUUCAGUUGACCAUUCGCGGGAGACUCACCAUAACUCAAAGCCCGCUGUAGAAAACAUGGAUUCGAGUGAUUCCGACGAGACGUGGAUGUGGUCAACAACUUCAAAGCUAAGACUUACAACUUCAACGAGAAAAAAGAUAAAAACAAGGCCCACAACAAAUGAAACUCCUGAGUCACCCACUGAAAUCACCACAGAGGCCGCAAUGGUGACUGCAAUUGAUAAAGGGAAAACAGAUGACUUAUCUAUAAAACCCCCUCAAGAACUUUACACUGAGAUGCCCGAAGAGAAUUUGGUAAUCACGGAAAACACUGAGGCACCCUUCACAGAUCGACCGGAAAUCAAAACAUAUAUCUACACCACACCCAAAGAUCAGGACGAAACAAAAGAGUACCUCCUACCUCAAGUCAUUCCUGCAAGGACUUGGGAGUCGGUAACACCCCAUCCCUCCGAAUUCUUCGAUUACCCACAGGCCGAGUGCCGCGAGGACAUGGAUCUGCACGAGGUGUUUGGCAUUAGUCUCGAGCGAGAUCGGGGCCUGCCCACCAAGAUCCUGUGCAACUUCAAAAACAGCUGGGGAGGACCUUGGCUGCUGAUGACGCGAAUAGAGCUCCCAGUACGCAUACACCUGCGCCACUGGUACUUCGGCUAUGUGACCCCGGACUACAAGGACAUUAACAUCAACUUUCUGGCCCUGGCACACAUCAUGAACUCCAUGCGAACGGCCAUGCUGAUCAUCGGGCAGGACAAGGACAACCAGUUGGUCUAUAAUCUGUACGACGAUGUGGUCAUCUCGGCCUUCAACGAUCUGUUCAUGUUGCGAAAGGCCGAGUUGGUGGAGGCCAACACCACGGAGCUUCUGUUCGUGUCCGUGGGCAAGGUGAUGAGUACGUAUGCGGGACGGAAUCGAUCGUGUCCCUUGCAGGUCCUCGGCAGCUGGUGGGGUCAUUUUACGGUGAAGGAGAUGUAUGAGGGAUUUUUCUGUGUCUUCCCCAAGGAUCGGGACGUUUCAAGACCUGGCUAUGUGGCAAUUUUUAUCAAACCUAGCUUAUUUCCGGCAAAUCACACAGCGUUUUACAACAGACCGAUCUCCACCCGAAGGCCCUGGAAAUCCAAUUUGAGUGCUAAGAUAUUGAAUGAAACUGUCCGAAAUUCGGCGCAAUAUAAAAAGGAACAAGACACAGAAUGGGAACGAAACAAGCUGGCUGUCAAUAAGGAGCUAUCCCGUCGAGCCAGGAUCUUCGAGGCCAUCGACAGGCUGAGGCUGCAGGAGGCCAAGCGGGGUCACUGGGGCUUCAGGUAGCAGACGAAGGGGGUUCUAGUUUUAUGGUCACUUAUGGGAUGGGCAUUCUCCAUUACUCAAAAGAGAGAAUAACUUAAGUUUAGCUUCGUGUAAGUACUAAAUCACUCAUAUAUUUAAGCCAAUAAAUACGAGUUGAAGUUCU